AUGGUUAGUAGUCGAGGCAUUGAAAUUGACCCAUCGAAGGUUAAGGCCAUUUGUGAUUUGAAGCCUCCUUUUACUGUCAAAGAGGUUCGGAGUUUGCUGGGGAGACUGAACUAUGUGGCGAGAUUUAUUUCUCAAUUGUCUGAGACUGCUAAACCAUUUUUCAAGCUCCUGAAGAAGAACGCCAAAGUUAAAUGGGAUACCGAUUGUCAAAAGACAUUUGAGAAAAUAAAGCAAUAUCUUUCUCAUCCGCCGGUCCUGGUGCCACCUGUCCCCAGAGUGCCAUUGAUACUCUAUUUGACCAUUCAUGAUGAAUCGUUGGGAGCCUUGCUAGCCCAAAAGAGACCAAGCGAUGACAAAGAAUGUGUGAUAUACUAUCUCAGUAAGAAGUUUACUUCAUCCGAGAUAAAUUACCCAGGAGUUGAAAAAACGUGUGUGGCUUUGGUGUGGGUAUUACACUGCUUAUGCCAAUACACACUCCAUCAUUGGAUCUUGCUCGUAACUGAGAAUGAUCCCAUCAAAUAUUUGCUGGAAAAACCUGCGUUGGUCGGAAAGUUAGCAAAGUGGCAAGUUCUGGUGUCCGAAUUCGACGUCCACAGUAUGACGCAGAAAUCCAUCAAGGGAAGAGCUAUAGCUGACAUGUUGGCAGAAAACGUCGAAAGGUCGGAAGACCAUGAUCAAUCAGAUCCCAUAGAGGAACGCGUUUCAGAGAUAGUGGGUGAUAAGUGGACUAUGUACUUCGACGGUGCCGUUAACCUGGUUGGUUCUGGGACUGGGGCAGUUCUUAUCUCCCUGACGGGUCAACAUCACCCUGUGGCCGCCAAGUUGGUAUUCCCUUAUACCAACAAUAUCUCAGAAUACGAGGCUUGCAUACUGGGAUUGCAAUUGGCCGUCGACAUGAAAGUUAGGAAGCUGCAGGUUUACGGCGAUUCUGCCCUCAUCAUUCUUCAAACAGAGGGCCAAUGGCGAACCGGUGACUCCAAAUUGAUUCCUUACCACGAAUUUCUCGAGGAGUUAAUAAAGGAAUUUGAGGAGAUUUCUUUUAAGUAUUUACCCCGAUCGCAGAAUCAGUUUGCCGACGCCCUAGCCACGUUAUCAUCAAUGCUACAAGUCAUGGAAGGGUUAGACAUUGAGCCACUGAAAAUCGAAAUACUGACAUGUCCGGCUUACUGUUCGGCGAUCGCAGAUGAACCUGAUGAGAAGCCGUGGUAUCACGACAUCAUGAACUAUCUUCAAAGGGGUAAAUAUCCUCCUGGAAGUGAACUAACAGAUCAGAAAUACAUAAGGAAGCUAGCGUCGAAAUUCUUCAUCAGUGGCAAUGCUCUUUACAAGAGGUCCUUUGACUCAAUUUUGUUGAAAUGCGUCGAUGCCAAAGAAGCUAGUCACUUGAUGAGAGAAAUACAUGAGGGCGAAUGCGGUCCGCACAUGAACGGUCAUCUUUUGGCCAAAAAAUCAUGA
Molecule: messenger RNA, 1455 nt
Organism: Syzygium oleosum
Lineage: Eukaryota; Viridiplantae; Streptophyta; Magnoliopsida; Myrtales; Myrtaceae
Exons: 1
Coding region: 1-1455 (484 amino acids)
Molecular function (GO): RNA-DNA hybrid ribonuclease activity; nucleic acid binding
Source: RefSeq, a predicted model, not a curated record